Molecule: messenger RNA, 5311 nt
Organism: Myotis brandtii (Brandt's bat)
Lineage: Eukaryota; Metazoa; Chordata; Mammalia; Chiroptera; Vespertilionidae
Gene: NLRP10
Product: NLR family, pyrin domain containing 10
Exons: 4
Coding region: 2121-4031 (636 amino acids)
Biological process (GO): positive regulation of inflammatory response
Cellular component (GO): cytoplasm
Source: RefSeq, a predicted model, not a curated record
UUUGCAUAUUAGCUUUUUAUUAUAUAGGAUAGGAUAGGUUUCAGGUGUGGGUUUAUGUUACAAGACCUAUCUAUUGUACCAGGUACCCACCACCCAGUCAAAUCUUCUUCUGUCACCAAUAUAUUAGGGCCCCUUUGUUCCCCCCACCCGCUUACGUUCAGCAACCACCACACUGCUGUUUGUGUUCACAAGUUCCAGUUUUAUAUUUCACAUGAGUGAAAUCAUAUGGUUCUUCGCUUUUUCUGACUGAACUGUUUCACUUAACCAAGCUUUGACUUCUAAGUGCCCAACAGUCUUAUGAUACAUAAAAAACACCAGUAACUUCAUUUAACCAAAUGAAAUAUGUUUCAUAAAUUAAAGUUGAGGACAUUUGUCCCUACCAAGCAGACUCCGCGCACCACUCCUAAGUAAACACGGCCUCUAUACACCUCGCACUGCACCAUGAUGCCUGUCUGGACGAAGAGCUGAAGAUCUAGGUUACAGUUGCUCUAACGAGAGUCACUGCAGUUUUCUUUAGUUAAGUAGCUCCAGUGAGUUUGGAAAAUUUGACAGAGUAGCUAAAAGAGUAAGUAUUUGUUGAGUGCCAAGUCAGUGAUGCAAAAGCCAUUUAUUACUAGUACAAGGUCAAAGCAGGGCAUAGUCACAGAACGCUGUCAUGUUUUGGGAAGUUAAGAAAGGGGAUGGGGGGGAAGUACGGGAAGAAGGAUCGACACAGCUCACUUUUCCGGGGAACCUGGAGAUGAGUGAAACUUAAACAAGUAAGGGAGAGUAGGGGAGGUGCUCGUGUCAAAGAGAACACAGAGCUUGGUGUGAGGAAAACCGUGGCACUGUUGGAAGAGAAUGGAUUAGCUGACGUUUCUGUAAAAUGCUAUGCCCUCAAAGGAAAAGAGAGAAUGUGCGUGUCUUAGGGGUGGGACAGGCCUGGUGUGGAGGGGAGGGCGACCAGCAGCUGUUCUGUGCCAGCAGCUAGAGGCUUUCUCUAGUAAUUUAGGUCUCCCGGAGCCUAAGCCCGAGCGAGGUAGCCCCUGAAGGAACUCUGUCCCCAAGGCGCAGGGGACAAACUGGGGAGUCGGCCUACAGAUCACGUCCUCUUCGCAAUACUAGGUCUUCUGUGGGACGGCUACCACAAGGGCAAGAGGAAGGAGGAGAGGUGAGGCAUGCGACUGGAGUGGGCUCACAAGGUGCCCAAAUUUGUGACUAAGAUGGGGUGGAAAUGAAUCUGGUGGGACCAGCAGUCCCCAGAGGAAGGGGUAUGUUAUCAGUAAGUCCUCGUUAGUGCGUCUCCAUUUUGCAAGUUACUUUAACAUAAAAAACACCUGUCCCCCAAAUUGGGAACAUGGGUGGGGAAAGGGCUAUUCUCUGCUGCGAAGGUUAAACAAACAAUGUCACAAACAGACAAUACAACUGUGAGUGCCCACAUGGAGGCUCAGGCCACGCUGGGGGACCCGGGUCCUUAGGGACGAGCACUGGGAAGCUGAGGGAUGGGGCAUCAAGCAUCGGGAGGCUGAGGGAUCGGGCACCAGGGAGGCUGAGGGGGCGGCUGAGGGAUGGGGCAUCGGACUCACACAUCUAGGAAAGCACAUUAUCGCUGAAACACUAAAUGGGUGCCUGCCAAACCGGUUUGCUGUUGAUAGGGGGUGUCUUUUAUCAGCUGUCCCACUGGUUAGCAACUUCUCUGCAAACCCCUGGCAAACACAGCCAUUUAGUCAGUAAAAAAGGGAGGAAAAACGUGGUCCCUGGGCUUCGGGAUUCCUGGGUUUCUGGCUUCCUAGCCGGCGUUUUAACUCGUUGUUGUAGACUGGGACUAACCAUCCUUGACGUGACAUGCGACCGGGAAGCGUAAAAUGUAAACCACUCGGCACGCGGCAUCUAAUACACAGCUACUCCCAUACGCCUUACGUCGCCCAUAAUGACAGCAGCCAGGCGGCCAGUUCACGGGGCAGCUGAGUCGCAGCAGGAAGGUGGGAUGGAGGAACAGGCGGGAGACCAACGCGGGUGUGUCUCUCAGUCCCCAGACCAGUGAUCUCCAGGCCUGGAGCCUUCUAGGGGGGGCAGACCCGACCCGGACCCGAGAGCCUUCACAGUCACAGGUCUGAACUUGACCCUUCACACCAAGUACCAUGGCCCUGGCCCUGACCAGCAACCCACAGGAGGCAUUGCUUUUGGCCUUGAGUGACCUUGAUGAAAAUGACUUCAAGAUAUUAAAGUUCCACUUAUGGGACAGAACCCUGCUUGGGGGCCAGGGGCUGGCCCGAGGGGAGCUGGAGGGCCUGAGUCGGGUGGACCUGGCUUCUCGGCUGAUUUUGAGGUACGGAGCGCAGGAGGCUGUGAAAAUGGUGUGCAAGGUGCUGCAGGUCAUGAACCUGUUAGAACUUGUGGACCAGCUCAGCCACAUCUGUCUAAAUGAUUACAGAGAAACGUACCGAGAGUACGUACGCUGCCUGGAGGAGAGACAAGAAGAGGGAGUCAGCCGCACCUACAACCAGCUGCUCCUGGUGGCCAUUGCCAGCCCGGGAAGCCCUGAGCCUGAGCAGGAGCAGGGCUCUGUCACAGUGGAGGCUCUGUUUGAUCCGGGGGAGAUGCCCACCCCAGGCCCAGCCACAGUGGUGCUGCAGGGACCCGCUGGCACAGGCAAGACAACACUGGCAAGAAAAAUAGUGCUGGACUGGGCCACUGGCACGCUGUACAAAGACCGGUUUGAUUAUGUCUUUUACGUGAGCUGCAGAGAAGUGGUCCUGCUGCCGGAGGGCACGCUGGACCAGCUCCUCCUCUGGUGCUGCGGGGACAGUAAGGCGCCCGUCACGGAGAUCCGGAGGCAGCCGGAGCGGCUCCUGUUCAUCCUGGACGGCUACGACGAGCUGCAGAGGCCCUUUGCCAAGAGGCUGAAGAGGCCGGGGCCCAGCCCCGCGCAGGACACGCUGCGCCGGCUCAUCCGGAGAGAGGUACUUCCCACGUGCUCCCUGCUCAUCACCACGCGGCCCCUGGCUCUGCGGAACCUGCAGUCCUUGCUCAGACAACCGCGCCAUAUCCAAGUCCGAGGCUUCUCUGAGGAAGAGAGGGAGAAGUAUGUCCAGUCCUAUUUCACAGAUGGGGAGCAAGCCCAGAAGGCCUUUGACUUCAUACGUGGAAAUGACGUUCUCUACCAAGCAUGUCUGGUUCCAGGCAUCUGCUGGGUGGUCUGCUCCUGGCUGAAGGGGCGGAUGGAGAGAGGCGGGGAGGUCUCGGAGACUCCCAGUAGUGGCACCGACAUCUUCAUGGCCUACGUCUCCACCUUCCUGCCUCCCAGUGACAACGAGGAUCCCUCCGAGCUCACCCGAGACAGGGUCCUGAGGGGUCUGUGCUCCUUGGCAGCCGAGGGGAUCCAGCACCAGAGGUUCCUGUUUGAAGAAGCUGACCUCAGGAAGCACAGCUUAGAUGGGCCCAGCCUGGCUGCUUUCCUGAGCAGCCACGAUUACCAAGAGGGGCUUGACAUCAAGAAGUUCUACAGCUUCCGCCAUAUCAGCUUCCAGGAGUUUUUUCACGCCAUGUCCUACCUGGUGAAAGAGGACCAGAGCCAGCUGGGGGAAGAGUCCCUCAGGGAGGUGAACAGGCUGCUGGGUGACAGGGAGCAGGCGGCGGGGGAGGAGAUGACCCUCAGCAUGCAGUUUCUAUUGGACAUAUCGAAAAAAGAGAGCUCCUCCAACUUGGAGCUCACGUUCUGCUUCAAAAUCUCCCCCUCGAUAAAGCAGGAUCUGAAGAAUUUCAAAGAGCAGAUGAGCUCUCUAAAGCAUAACAGGACCUGGGAGUGGGACUUCUUCCUGAAUGAGGCUAAAAUGAAGAAUCUGGCAAACUGUGUUCAGAUGAGCAAAGUGGCGUUUAAGGUGGAACAUUCAAAUGAAAAGAAAUCCCACAGCAGGAGCUCAUUUUCUGUCACAACCAGCUUGAGUGAUGCCAAGAAAGAGGAGCAAAAAUGUCUAGUUGUGAACGAAGGGAAUGUAGCAGGGACACAGAAGCAGGCUGCUAAUGGGAAAAGCAGAGGGAAGAGGAACUAGAGACCAGGAUGGUAAGGGUAGGAGUAGGACAGGAAGCACACAAAUGGAGACACUAGAGCUGAUGGUGGGGUGGAGAGACAGAGGGAGAGGGAAGACCGUAGAAAGGAAUGGAGAGAUGUGAGAUUGAGUUAAUGGGCACAAGGAGUGGAAGGACAGAAUAACAAAUAGAAAAGAGAAAUAGAUAGAGGGUCAAGAGAUUUGGAACAUAGGAUGUGGGGAGAGCCAUGUGGAAUGAGUCCUUAGGAACAACCACGUGUCAAUAGUGGCUCAGUUUAGUUCUUUAGCACCGCCCACCCCCCAAGGCUGUUUGUAAAUUCCCCACAUGUAAUCUUAUGAGGGUCUGACAUUUGACUUUUCUAUAAAAAUAAAUUCCUUAAUAUAAGAACAUGUGGAUUGUGCUCACUCUAUAAGAUAAUGUAAAGCAUAUCAAUGUCAGCAUUUAAAGGAAAUGUACUGUGAUAUAAUGCAAUGUCCCUUUGACUCUGUAUUUGUGAUCAAUUGCUGCUUAAAUAAAUAGUAUCUUUCCAUCUUUCUAGAAGCUUCUAGAAUUUCCAUGCUGGAAAUGAGGGAUGCCUUGUCACAGACAUUUGGUCUUAGAAGCUAUACUGUAACUUGACUUACCUCUAUGCUAAUAACAUGCCACUGUUGUCUCCAGCUGUACCAUUAACUGACUCCUUUUUGGAAAGAGCAGUCAUGUCUAAGCACUAAUCAAAGCAUUUUCCUGUUUGGGUUCCCUCUGUAUAUAAAAGAAGAAGAAGAAAAGGGAUUAUAGAUGUAGGCGUGGUCAGGUCCCAACCCUCAUUUCACAGAUGAGGAAACUGAAAUUCAGUCAGGAGCCCCAUUCAUUUCUGGGGUUUGUAGACGCCCUCAGAGACCCUGUGCAGGCACGUGAACCUCCCCCCAUCCUGCUGUUGCUGCUGGCUCCAGUGCAGCUGAGAGUGAUGCUGCCUCGGACUCCCGGUGCUCCACAGAAAGUACAGAUGCUCCUCACACAUUUUUACUGCUGUCAUGACUCUUCAUGAGCUGAUUUCACAUGUGCCAAUUGCAGCAAUCUGCUGCACGUGCCCAGACAUCUGAAUCCAGGAAACUCAGCCCUGACUGGUCAGCUUCCUAUGCCAUGAGAACAAUUAUUAUUAAGUCUUCUUCCCACAGGAAGCUUGGUGGCUCUACAUUUGGUAAUAAUAUUCAUAGCAUGUUGAACACAGACUGCUUGUAUAUAUAGAAUGUGUAAGAAACAAUAUGUGUGUGCAUGUACUUCUUUAUAAAGAGAAAUUUGUGCU